AUGCAACUUUUCUCAUCAUCACCUCCUUUCUGUUCAGCUCUGCACUCAGACUUUGGACUAGUCUUGAUACCAAUCCUUCUGCUCUUGGGCUUGUUCCUUAUCCAAUGGCAGUACCCCAGAUUCUACAGGCGCCUCCCCCCUGGUUCAAUGGGUUGGCCGUUUUUUGGAGAGACUUUCGAGCUCUACACUGAAAAUCCAAAUUCUUUCUUCUCAGUCCGGCAGAAACGGUAUGGGAGUAUAUUCAAGAGCCAUGUUUUGGGGUGUCCCUGUGUGAUGAUAACGAGCCCAGAAGCAGCAAAAAUGGUACUGGUGACUCAAGCUCAUCUCUUUAAGCCAACUUACCCUGUAGGCAAAGAGAGGAUGAUAGGGCCGGAAGCUAUAUUCUUCCACCAAGGGGCCUAUCACUCGAAGCUAAAGAAGGUGGUUCAGGCUUCACUUUUGCCCUCUGCAAUAAAAGGUUCAGUCUCAGAGAUUGAGCAAAUUGUUCUAAAGCUACUUCCCACAUGGAAGAAGAACACCAUUAACACUUUGCAAGAGAUGAAGAGGUAUGCUUUCGAUGUGGCAAUGAUUUCAGUUUUAGGCAACAAAAGGGGGAUUGAAGGGGAAGGGAUUAAACAUCUGUAUCAUUGCAUUGAGAAGGGUUAUAAUUCCAUGGCUCUUGAUCUACCUGGAACUCCCUUCCACAAAGCCAUGAAGGCAAGGAAGCUUCUGAAUAAGACAUUGAGAGAACUGAUACAAAAGAGAAGGGAGAGUGGUGAUGUGCAAAGUGGUGGAUUGCUGCAAGACCUGUUGAGAGCAAAAGAUCAGAAACUUAAGCUGAACCUCAGUGAUUCUCAAAUUGCUGAUAAUAUCAUUGGAGUUAUCUUUGCUGCUCAUGAUACCACUGCUAGCGUUCUAACAUGGCUCCUGAAGUAUCUUCAUGACAAUGACGAUCUCCUAGAACGUGUUACGAGGGAACAAGAAGCAAUUCAACGAAAAAUGUUGAUUGAGAAACGGGGGUUUACGUGGGAUGAUACUAGACGUAUGCCUUUGACAAAUCAGGUGAUUCAAGAGACUCUAAGAACAGCAAGUAUACUGUCAUUCACAUUCAGAGAGGCAGUGGAAGACGUGGAGUUUGAGGGAUACUUUAUCCCUAGAGGUUGGAAGGUGCUGCCUCUUUUCAGAAGCAUCCAUCACUGUGCAGAUUUCUUCCCUCAGCCUGAGAAGUUUGACCCUUCAAGAUUUGAGGUUCCACCUCGACCCAACACUUUCAUGCCCUUUGGAAAUGGCGUGCAUUCCUGUCCAGGCAGCGAGCUUGCCAAGAUUGAGAUGCUGAUCCUCCUCCACCACCUCACAACUACUUACAGGUGGCACCUGAUGAGCCACGACGAUGGGAUUGAGUAUGGUCCUUUCCCAGUUCCCAAACAGGGAUUACCUAUCAAAGUGACUCUCAGGAACAAGAAUAAGACCUGA
Messenger RNA from Fragaria vesca subsp. vesca, 1452 nucleotides. RefSeq names its product abscisic acid 8'-hydroxylase 2-like. The transcript has 8 exons. Gene Ontology annotation, biological process: sterol metabolic process. Gene Ontology annotation, molecular function: iron ion binding; monooxygenase activity; oxidoreductase activity, acting on paired donors, with incorporation or reduction of molecular oxygen. NCBI's taxonomy places the organism in Eukaryota, Viridiplantae, Streptophyta, Magnoliopsida, Rosales, Rosaceae. The record is from RefSeq and is a predicted model, not a curated record. The coding region runs from base 1 to 1452 and encodes 483 amino acids.